Messenger RNA from Apiotrichum porosum, 936 nucleotides. RefSeq names its product 28S ribosomal protein S5, mitochondrial (gene MRPS5). NCBI's taxonomy places the organism in Eukaryota, Fungi, Basidiomycota, Tremellomycetes, Trichosporonales, Trichosporonaceae. Gene Ontology annotation, molecular function: RNA binding; structural constituent of ribosome. The coding region runs from base 1 to 936 and encodes 311 amino acids. The transcript is spliced from 3 exons. Gene Ontology annotation, cellular component: ribosome. Gene Ontology annotation, biological process: translation. The record is from RefSeq and is a predicted model, not a curated record.
AUGUCCCUCGCGCGGCCACUCCUGCGCUCGGGCGUGUCGCGCACCGUCGGCACGGUCGCCGCCUCGCGCGCGUCCAGCAGCAAGGCGCCUGCCCAGCAGAACGCGUCUUCGUCGGCGUCGCCUGCCGCUCCCGUCCCCGAAGGCCAGGCGAGCCUCUUCCACACCAUCCUCCCCUCGGUCGAUGUCCCGCGCUCGUCCAAGUUCCCCAACCCCUUCCCCGACAUGCCCACGCACUCGCUCUUCAACGUGGGCCGCACCAUCUUCAAGCCCCUCCCCUUGGCCGACCGUCCCAAGCUCAUGGGCGCCAACCACCGUGACGAGAUGCAGCAGCGCAUCGCGGACGUGACGGGCCGCUCGACCCGAGAUGUCUCCAAGCUCAUGCGUUUCCCCGUCAUCAAGGGACGUGUGGUCAACAUGACCAAGAAGGGAAAGAUGGCCUCGCAGUACGUCCUUAUGGUUGCCGGUGACCCCGAGAAGGGUCUCGUCGGCGUCGGCCGCGGUCGCCACGAGCUGGCCCCCGUCGCCGGUGACACUGCGUUCCGCCGCGCCGUCCUCGCCAUGGACUAUGUGGCCAAGUUUGAGAACCGUACGCUGUUCGGCCACGGGGCCGACCUCAAGGCCAAGUUUGGCGCCACGACCGUCAUCAUGCGUGCGCGCCCGCCCGGAUUCGGCCUCCAGGUGCCCCACGUCCUCCACCGUCUGCUCUCGGCGUGCGGUAUCCGCGAUGCGUCGGCGACGAUCGAGGGAAGCCGUCACCCCGGUAACGUCCUUGCUGCGGGUCUGCAGAUCCUCCACGGUGGCUUCGGUCCCGCCGGCUUUGGCUCGGGUACCGGUAAGCCCGGUCGCAAGCAGGACAAGGGCGCUGGUAUGCGCACUAUCCGCGACAUUGAGCUCGAGCGCGGUCGCUACGGUGUCGACCUCGGCAAGAGGUUGUAG